AUGUCUACCCUCACACACGGUGGCAGAAUCGUGCCCAUACUUACGGGUCACCAACAACACCAACACCUUGACUCCACAACCCCAAGCUCCGAUGUACUACAAAACCACAUUUUUCCACCGGCCAUCCACCCCUCCCCGCUGCUGGUCCAGCAAGAGGACACGCCGGCUAUACGUCAAAAUAAAGCCUCGGACCACCAGUGUUUAGAGAUGCCCUGCUUGAAGCAACGCAGCCUCUUUGCCUUGCCAACAGAAGGUGAUGGAAAUUGUCUAUAUUACUCCCUCUCCGAUCAACUCUAUGGCAACUUCGAACAUGGCCAUGAGAUUCGCCAAACGUUAGCCGAGCACAUAGCUGAUAACAGGGAUUACUUUAUGCAAUUUGUUGUUGCUAAAGGUGGGGAGCGUCGCCGUCCCAAGCGAUCCGCCGUCUCCGCGUACGCCACGCGUUCAGCCGAUGUGGCUGCCCCGUCGGAAGAGGAUAAGGAACGGCGGUUUGAGGAAAUGGUAGCUUCAACGCGUAAAAAUGGAGAAUGGGGGAGUUCUGAGCAUCUACAGGCAUUUUGCCAGGCCUAUCAAGUAGACAUCAACGUCUACACUAUGGAGGGUGUUCAAGCAUUUCGGGAUGUCAACGCUUCCCAUGAUGAACAUCGUGAAGUAGUUCAUGUGGCUUUCCACGACUUCAAACAUUAUUCUUCAGUGCGACCUUUGGAUGGACCUCACCAUGCGCUAUUUGCUCUUCCAAAAACGCAAAUUGGACCACGCCCAUGCCUUACAAAACCUGAGGAAACAGACUCCAAGGCAUCCAUUUUGUCUGAUUCUAAAGACUUGGGUGACAAUCCUAUCCAUCCCUCCCCUAGUAAAGACUACGACGAUACCAUUAAGAACAACAACUUGACCUCUGACAUCCCUAUCCCUCCCAACAACCCCCCUCAAGACCCCACCCCAGACCCUAUGCUUGCUGUUGAUGUCUUUCCUCCUUGGGAUAUUCAGUCUAUUCAAGAUGGACUGGGAGGGCGUUACGAUCGCGAUACCAUCGUAGAUAUGCUGCAGAAAUGCCGCGGUGAUAUUGAUCGCGCAUUUGCAGCACUCCUCGGUGAAACCAACGAAGAUUCCACAGGAAAGAAAUUAGCACCCGGUCCUUGUUUCAAAUCUAGUCUACAAGUUUCACGGGAGUCGUCGCCUUUCAGCACUGGGAGCAAACGCUCUGCCGAAGAUAGCGAUGAUUCUGAAGACCCUCGCCCAGCAGUUCGGCGAGGUCGACCAAAGAAGCGGGCUGUAUCCAACCUUACAUUGGGUGUGGGCAUUUCCUUCCGAGACGACCAAAAUGAGGUCGUCUCACUCAAUUUACGAGUCAGCACUAUCCAAUUUCCUCGAGCAGGCACAUGUGCUGACAGGUUCCACAAACAGAUGAAGGCCGAUGCUGAAAAGGCAGAGAAGGCCGAGGCAGACCCUGUAUUUGUAUCAAAUGAGGGCACUCCUGUGCAAUCGGAUUCGGAUACAAAAUCAAGGCCACGUCGCAGCGGUCGUCUUUCAAAGCCUCGUCCAGCUUAA
Molecule: messenger RNA, 1548 nt
Organism: Penicillium macrosclerotiorum
Lineage: Eukaryota; Fungi; Ascomycota; Eurotiomycetes; Eurotiales; Aspergillaceae
Exons: 3
Coding region: 1-1548 (515 amino acids)
Biological process (GO): protein deubiquitination
Molecular function (GO): cysteine-type deubiquitinase activity
Source: RefSeq, a predicted model, not a curated record